Molecule: messenger RNA, 628 nt
Organism: Symbiodinium sp. CCMP2456
Lineage: Eukaryota; Dinophyceae; Suessiales; Symbiodiniaceae
Source: the annotation of a GenBank genome assembly
GACCAGCGGCCCCAGUGGAGCCAGCGGAGCCAUCGGCCCCAGUGGAGCCAGCGGAGCCAUCGGCCCCAGUGGAGCCAUCGACCCCAGUGGAGCCAGCGGAGCCAGCGGCCCAGUGGAGCCAGCGGAGGAGCCAGCGGCCCAAGUGGAGCCAGCGGAGGAGCUAGCGGCCCGAGUGGAGCCAGUGGAGCCAGCGGCCCCAGUGGAGGAGCCCAAGGAGCCAGCGGAGUCAGUGGAGGAGCCAGCCAAGGAGCAAGCGGCCCCAGUGGAGCCAGCGGCUUCAUCCGGAACGUCAUGGUGGGAGGGCCAGAGUGCCGUGGAUGACGCUGCGGAAGCUGCGGAAGUUCGCAGGAGGCCGCGAGAAAUCGAGAGCAGGCGAUUCAGCAAGAAGUCGACCGGCAUGGCCAUGCCUUUUCUCAUGGAGGUGCUUCAGGCUGUGGUAGGUUUGGUGAGGCGCCAAGAAGAAACACAGGCCCUUCUCCAGCGCAGUUUGGAAGCUGCCGCGGUCAAAAAGAAGAAAGAAAAGAAAAAGGCCAGAGUCGAAGCCCCGGAACACCAGUCAAGGAUGACCACGAUGACAAAUCAGAUCGCGGUCCCGGAGAUGCUUUGGGCUCUUCUGAUCCGGCGCUGA